GCUGGCAUUGUCAGGUGUCGGUGUCUUGGCAUCUGGGUGAGUCGACGUGAUUGCAUCCAGUGUCCUUGCAUUCGCUAACAGGUCAAAAUGCAGAUCUUCGUGAAGACCCUAACCGGCAAGACCAUCCCCCUGGAGGUGGAGCCCAGUGACACCAUCGAAAAUGUGAAGGCCAAGAUCCAAGAUAAAGAGGGCAUCCCCCCUGACCAGCAGAGGCUCAUUUUUGCAGGCAAGCAGCUGGAAGAUGGCCGCACUCUUUCUGAUUAUAACAUCCAGAAAGAGUCGACCCUGCACCUGGUUCUGCACCUGAGGGGUGGCAUGCAGAUCUUCGUGAGGACCCUAACCGGCAAGACCAUCACCCUGGAGGUGGAGCCCAGUGACACCAUUGAAAAUGUGAAGGCGAAUAUCCAAUAUAAAGAGGGCAUCCCCCCUGACCGGCAGAGGCUUAUCUUUGCCAGCAAGCAGAUGGAAGAUGGCCGCACUCUUUCUGAUUACAAUAUCCAGAAAGAGUCAACUCUCCACCUGGUUCUCCACCUGAGAGGUGGCUGUUAAUUCUUCAGUCUUGAAUUCAUAGUGCCCAAUGAUGGCAUUGCUCUGCACUAUAGCCAUUUGCCCCAAUUUAAGUUUAGAAAUUACCAGUUUCAGUAAUAGCUGAAUCACUGGUUUUCUCAAUAGCUGUUCAAAAUGUUAAUGAAAGUUUCAUUGCAUGGUAGCAUUAAAAAAAAAAAAAAGUCUUAGAAGAAAACACAGAGGUAAAUCUU
This is a messenger RNA of Mirounga angustirostris (Northern elephant seal), 758 nucleotides long. RefSeq names its product polyubiquitin. Gene Ontology annotation, molecular function: protein tag activity; ubiquitin protein ligase binding. Lineage: Eukaryota; Metazoa; Chordata; Mammalia; Carnivora; Phocidae. Gene Ontology annotation, cellular component: nucleus; cytoplasm. The record is from RefSeq and is a predicted model, not a curated record. The transcript has a single exon. Gene Ontology annotation, biological process: modification-dependent protein catabolic process; protein ubiquitination. The coding region runs from base 88 to 549 and encodes 153 amino acids.